AUGGGGGAUACGACUCGAAUGGAGGAACUCUUGAAGAGGCCUCUCUAUGUGUACGAUCUGCCGCAAGAGCUUCUUGCCAGCUUAACGGCCAAAACCACAGGACAACCUGUCGCCGAAGAAGCCGCUGGCCCCUCGGCGGAGGAGCUCGAGCAGGCGGCUCAAGACUCUGCGAUCGCAACUUCCAAUCUGUGCCCUCUAUGUAAUGUCUCUUACAGCACCGUGCAAGACCAGCGCAGCCACGUCCGCUCGGAUCACCACCGAUAUAACGUCAAAUCUCAACUGCGCGGCAAUGCACCAUUGGGGGAGCUGGAAUUCUCAAAAGCGGUUGGAGAGCUAGACGAGUCUAUCUCUGGAUCCGAAUCUUCAGAGACAGAGGAGGAGGAUGGAGACGGAGCCGCCGAAACCACGCUAUCAGCUUUGUUGAAAAAGCAGGCCAAACUAUCUCACCCCGACGAGGAUAGCACUGCAAAUGUGGCGGGAGUCCCGAAAAGCCCACUCCUGUGGUUUUCAAGCUCGGGCCUACCAUCGAGCAAAUCUUUGGGUAUCUACAGGGCCAUGUUCUCAGCCGCCGAGCAGGAGGAUCCCAGGCAUCUUGUUGACACCAUUCGCCGCAAGCAGUUGGCACCCAUCAAAGGGCGCACCAAUAACGCCAGCAAAGCGCAAAAUCCAGCCGCCUCGGGCCCUCAUAUCUUCAUGUGCAUGAUCGGUGGUGGUCACUUCGCGGCUAUGUUGGUCUCUUUGGCACCGGAAAUCCAUCGAAAGCAGGGAGGCGUUGAAGACCGACAAGCGAGAGUGAUUGCGCACAAGUCUAUUCACCGUUAUACCACUCGUCGAAAGCAGGGUGGAUCGCAGUCUGCCAGUGAUGCAUCUCGCGGUGCCGCUCACUCUGCAGGCUCAAGCCUGCGUCGUUACAACGAGGCCAUGCUUGAGAAAGAGAUCAGAGAUACAUUGAUGGAGUGGCGAGACAUGAUCGACAGCGCAGAGCUGCUGUUUGUUCGAGCUACAGGGAAGACGAACCGUAAAAUUCUUUUCGAUAAUUACGAUGGGCAGGUUCUGAAGAACAAAGAUCCCAGAAUUCGAGGAUUCCCUAUCAAUACUCGCCGCGCAACUCAAGGAGAGCUGCUACGGUGCUUCAAGGAGCUGACUCGUGUCAAGGUCAGCGAGGUAGAUGAGGCCGCGCUGGCUGCGGCUGAAAACAAGCGCGCCGGGGUCGAGGCUAAAGCCUCGACCCCGGCGCCGAAACCGCAACCACAGAAGCCAAAGCUAUCAAAGGAGGAGGAAGCUGCCCUGCUACACACAAGUCAAUUGCAGGCUCUGAUCCGCCGCUCUAAGGUUCCUGCCUUAAUGUCAUACAUCUCCAACAACUCAAUACCCCCUUCCUUUGUGUUCACACCCACCGACUCUCCCCAAAAUUUCCGUUGUCCGACACCUCUACACCUCGCCUCAAACCUGAACGCCCCAGCGGUGGUCACGGCACUCCUAACGAAAGCAGAUGCCGACCCUGGAUCUCUCAGCAGCGAAGGUAGAACGCCCUUCGAACUAGCCGGCGACCGAGCAACUCGCGACGCAUUCCGCGUUGCACGCCAUACUCUUGGCGAGUCAAAAUGGGACUGGGAGACCGCCAAAGUCCCUGCAGCAGUCUCCAAAGCUGAUGCCGACAGUCGUGCCGAGAAGGAACGCCAGGCCGCAAAUGAGGAGGAAUCGAGUCGUCGCCAGGCCGAUCUGGAUCGUUUGAAGCGCGAGGAAGCGGAGAAAUCGGCGUCUGCCAGAACCACGAAAUCCGGUGGAAGGACAGUGGGCGCUGUUGAGAAGUCGAUUGCCGAGAAGCGCGAAGAAGAGACUCGUGGAAUGACACCUGAGAUGAGAACGCGGUUGGAGAGAGAGCGGAGAGCGAGGGCUGCCGAGGAGAGAUUCAAGAAAAUGCAAGGAAAGUGA
Messenger RNA from Penicillium salamii, 1935 nucleotides. The record is from the annotation of a GenBank genome assembly. NCBI's taxonomy places the organism in Eukaryota, Fungi, Ascomycota, Eurotiomycetes, Eurotiales, Aspergillaceae.